Messenger RNA from Choloepus didactylus (southern two-toed sloth), 1343 nucleotides. It is a transcript of the gene SACK1A, whose product is annotated as family with sequence similarity 83 member A. Gene Ontology annotation, biological process: epidermal growth factor receptor signaling pathway. The record is from RefSeq and is a predicted model, not a curated record. The transcript has 4 exons. The coding region runs from base 36 to 1343 and encodes 435 amino acids. Lineage: Eukaryota; Metazoa; Chordata; Mammalia; Pilosa; Megalonychidae.
UCAGCCUCCUCCCCACGGCUCAGGGACAGGGCAGCAUGAGCCAGGCAAGGCACACGGGCAAGAUCCAGAAACGCCUGGAAGCUGUCAAGAACCAGUGGGCGCGGCCGGCCAGGGCCGACUUCAGCGACAACGAGAGUGCCCGGCUGGCCACGGACGCCCUCCUGGACGGGGGCCCUGAGGCUUACCAGUGGGCGCUCAGCCAGGAGGGCGAGGUGGACUUCCUGUCCUCAGAGGAGGCCCGGUACAUCCAGGCCCGGGCUAAGGAGCCCCCCAGUGUCCCGGAUCCCCUGGGAGGGCCCGAGGCAGGCCCCAAGGGACUCGAUUCAGGCUCCUUGCCGUCGGGCACCUACUUCCCCACGGCCUCGGGGGGCAGCGAGCCGGCCCUGCUGCCCGCCUGGGGCUCAGCCUGGAAGCCCUACCUGAAGGAGAAGUCCAGCGCCACCGUGUACUUCCAGACGGACAAGCACAACAACAUCAGAGACCUCGUGCGCCGCUGCAUCACCCGCAGCAGCCAGGUCCUGGCCAUUUUGAUGGAUGUGUUCACGGAUGCAGAAAUCUUCUGUGACAUUCUAGAGGCGGCCAACAAGCGCGGGGUAGUCGUCUGUAUACUCCUGGACCAGGGAGGUGUGAAGCUCUUCCAGGAGAUGUGUGACAAAGUCCAGAUCUCUGACUGUCAUCUCAAGAACAUCUCCAUCCGGAGUGUGGAAGGGGAGGUGUACUGUGCCAAGUCGGGCAGGAAAUUCGCUGGUCAGAUCCAGGAGAAGUUCAUCAUCUCGGACUGGAGAUACGUCCUGUGGGGGUCGUACAGCUUCACCUGGCUCUGCGGACAUGUCCACAGGAACAUCCUCUCCAAGUUCACAGGCCAGGCGGUGGAGCUGUUUGAGGAGGAGUUCCGCCACCUCUACGCCUCCUCCAAGCCCGUGAUGGGCCUGUGCUCCCCCAGGCCGGCUGCAGCCCCCCAGCCUGGCAUGGGCUGCAGCCCCCCGCCCAGCCGCCUCAGCAGUAGCAGCUGCUCUGCCAGCGAUGGCACGUCCUCCCGUGUCUUCAGUUGCCCCUCCACAGGCAGCAACCCCCAGAACCAGAGUCUGUCUGCGUCCUCAGGGCCCAGCAGCCCGCUGGCCCCAAACCCACCCCUGCCCCCCAGGUUCCAGCCUUACUAUGGCCCCCGGGGCCCCCUGAUGGCCCAGGCCCACUUCUCCCCCGGGCCCCACGCUGGCCUGCCUGCCCUCUACAGCAAGCUCAACACCUACAGGCCCACGAGACUACAGCUCGAGCAGCUGGGCCUGGUGCCCAGAGCCACGCAUGUCUGGAGGCCCUUUCUACAAGUGUCCCCUCGUUUCUGA